UGCCAAGAUCUGUAAACACUGGCGUGCCAGCGCUGAUCUGACGUCCUGUGACUCAUGAUUUGCAGGAAUGUUCCUUUAAGUCGGACAAAAAUGCAAAGAGACUGGGAGGAGCCGAACCCCCCUGUCACUCUCUCAAUAUUCUUAAGAUAUAUAUCUGGAGGCAAAGGAAAGCGAUUCGGCAGCGUGGUAGCAGGUUGCGACGGAGACGCACGGACUAUUUACACAUAUGCAGUUGGCGUAUUAGCGAAGUCGUUGUUGCAUCCAAUGAACGGGAUUCAGUACCUCCCACUCGCCUGAAUUAUCUGGACCGUCGGGCUGUCAAACGGGGAAUUCUUUUUAAAUUACUGCUCCUGUUCGUGACUGUUGGGACGAAAUCGGCUUGGCUGGAACUAACUAUCUACUGUCUGGUGAAAACUUGCCUCCACUUGUCACAAUAAAAAACAACAGAGAGACAUUUUUCCCAGGGACUCUUUAAAAAAACUCACUGAAGUCUUUUGGGAUCUUUUAGGAUCACGGUCGACUUUGUCUGGCGCGUUUAACGAGGCUUCCCAGAAAAAAAAGAUAAUGUGGUGGUGGACUUUGCUUGCUGUGGUAGCUCUGUGUGGACUACCUCAUUUAUGCGCAGAGCUGGGGGUGAUAUCGGGGGUGCCGACCCGCUGCGACGGCCGAGCCUGUAACCCGCGCAUGGGAAACCUGGCUCUGGGGCGGCGGGUGCUCACGCAGUCCGUGUGCGGCUACAACUCCACCGAGCCGUACUGCUCGUACUCGGACGCCACGGCCGCCGGCGCCCCCGCCCCCGCCCCCGCCGCCGCCGGAGGGUCCUGCGCGGCACCCAAGUGCGGCAAGUGCAACGCCGCCCAGCCUCACCUGGCGCACCUGGCCGCCGCCAUGGCGGACUCGUCGUUCCGCCACCCGGACACCUGGUGGCAGUCGGCGGAGGGCGCGGAGGUGGAGACGGUGCAGCUGGACCUGGAGGCGGAGUUCUACCUGACGCACCUGAUCGUGGUGUUCCGCUCGCCGCGCCCGGCCGCCAUGGCGCUGGAGCGCUCGCGGGACUUCGGCCGCACGUGGACGCCCCUCGGCUACUUCGCCGCCAACUGCACCGCGGCCUUCGGCCUGGAGGAGGGCGUCGCCGGCCCCGACGGGGCCGCCUGCACCUCCAAGUAUUCCGGCGCGUUCCCCUGCACGCGCGGAGAGGUGAUCUACCGCGCCCUCUCCCCGUGGCACGCCCUGGACCCGUACGGCACGGCCGCCCAGCAGCAGCUGCGGGUCACCAGCCUGCGGGCGCGGCUCCUCCGACGCCAGGCCUGCCCGUGCCAGGCCAAGGACCCCGCCGCCAAGGCCCUGCCCACGGAGCACUACGCCAUCUACGACUUCAUCGCCAAGGGCAGCUGCUUCUGCAACGGGCACGCCGAGCACUGCGUGCCCGCUCAGGGGUACCAGCCAAUGCGGGAGAGGACCAAUCAUGUGGUCCAUGGGAAGUGCGUCUGCAGGCACAACACGGCGGGGGAGCACUGUGAGCGCUGCGCCCCCCUCUACAACGACCAGCCCUGGCAGCCCGCCAACGGCCUCACGGGGGCGGCUACAACGUGCCCAGAGUGCAAGUGCAACGGCCACGCCGAGAGCUGCCACUUCGACUGGGGGGCGUGGCUGGAGUCCGGGCAGCGCAGCGGCGGCGUGUGCGACGACUGCCAGCACAACACCGAGGGGCGGCACUGCCAGAGCUGCAAGAGCGGGUUCUACCGGGACCCGCUGCGGCCCGCCUCCGCGCCCGACUCCUGCAAACCAUGUGCCUGCCACCCGGUGGGCUCUGUGCCCUUCCACCUGAGCGGAGACUCCCUCUGUGACCCCAGCAACGGGGACUGCGUCUGCAAGCCGGGCGUGGGUGGCCCGCACUGCGACAGGUGCAUGGUGGGAUACUGGGGGUUCCAGGACUACGGCUGCAGACCCUGUGACUGUGCGGGUGACUGCGACCCCUUUACUGGAGACUGCAUGUCUGGCUCAGACCUGGAGCUCUACCACAGGGGAGACUACCCCUCGGCGCACAACGACAGCGAGCACGGGUCCAUCUUCAGGGUGGACGAGCUGUUCUCCGCCCUCCAUUACUCAGAGAAGUGUGAAUGCAAGGAGCACGUCCUGGGAAGCCCCAAGCUCUUCUGCAGCAUGAAGUACGCCUACGUGCUGAAGGUGAAGGUCCUGUCGGCCCACGACAAGGGCUCCCACGCCGAGGUGGACGUGAAGGUGAGGAAGGUGCUCAGCCAGAACACCAAGGUGAAGAUCCAACGGGGAAGAGUCAUCCUGUACCCGGAGUCCUGGACUGCACGAGGCUGCACCUGCCCCAUCCUCAAUCCAGGAGUGGAGUACCUGGUGGCCGGGCACGAGGACCGCAGGAAGGGCCGCUUGGUGGUCAACAUGAAGAGCUUCGUCAAGCCCUGGAGGGCCAGCCUGGGACGCAAGGCUGUGCAGUUCCUCAAGGCGGACUGCAAGUGGUAGAGCUGGCGGGGGAGAGGCUGGGGCAGAGAGAGAGAGAGAGAGAGAGAGCACGAGAGAGUGAGAGAGAGCGAGAGAGAGAGAGGCGAGAAUGAAGAGACUGCCAUCAUUUUUGUUUCUGUGCACUGAGGAGGAGGAGGAGGAGGAGCAGGGAGGGGUGGAAGAGGCGUUGGUGUGAAAAGGUGCAGGGGUUACCUGCGCCCAGCCUGCUCCUCAAGAGCCCUGACUGGAAAAAAAAAAGUGCGGGAAAACAGGAAGCGCCGAGCCGAACGUCGCUGGCACUCGGUGGGCUCUGGAUUCCGCGACGGCUUGACACUUCUGAGUGACGCUUUGGUCUAGGCCCCCCCGACGCUAGCCGUGUCUCCUCACGGACCACGCCCACGUUCUCUGCUCCCGGACUCUUGUUAGCUUCGGCCUGGCCUUCACCGCCAGCCACGGACGCAGCAGCCCUCUCUGAAGCACUUUACGCACGAGCGAGCGAGCGAGCGAAGCCGUUUUUUUUUACCCUGGACUCGGAUGGAGAAUGGACAGACAGACGGGUGGAUGGAUGGACGGACGGACGGACGGACAGACGGCAGAUUUUCCUCACCUGCGUGUGAGGAUGACGGCAGGCUCCCUCCGCGAGUUCCUCCUGGAAGAUUAGAGCGCUUCGGCCCCCGAGUAGCACGUCAUCGGGUCACCUUUGCCCUGACAUGUGACCCGUGAAUGCGCCGGGGAUUUCACAUGUUGCUGACGAACACAGGUGGACGUGAAAGUUAAACGUUGUGUUACUUUGUGAGUUCUUUCGGUGGAAAGGUGAACCAUUUGUCUACAUACUUAUUACUCAGCCUUCUACUUGGCUUCAUGGCUGGAUGCAGACAGGCAGGCAGACAAACGGACACACACACACACACACACACACGGGCACACACCACACACACACACACGCACACACACGCACUCACACACACUGCACUCAGAAGAUGUCAGAGUCCAGAAUGAUGGAUUGAGACUGAUGUUGAUAUUUUUCAGGUUACAAAGCCAUAAAUGCCAUGGGUAAUCAAUGGUGAUACUAGCUAUGAUGUGUAUUAGCAAUGCAAAAAGACAGAAAAGGCAAGCCACGGCAUUAUAAAAAUGCAAUAUAAUAUAAUAUCCCAAAUGUCUAGUGUUGUGUGCACUUAUUGGAGGUCUGUUGGGCUUGGACAGACCGGUAUCUGGUGUUCUUAACUUUUUUAUUUGUUCCUGUACAGUAUAUAUUAAUGAUGAUAAUAAAGACAUAAGAUUGAUUUCAUUUUCCAUUUAGGUUUCUGCAGAUGAACAUCUGGACUUGGUAAUAUGCACAUUAUCUCCACACAGUCUGAUCCAGUUCAACCAUUGGUCUGUUUUUUUUAAAUGACUUCAAGUAUUGUUCUCUGAAAAAAAAAUAAAGCCCACAAGUAUGAGUUGUUGGUUGUACAUACCAAGCAUUUGCCAGGUAUGUCUAAUUUCCCUGGUAUGUCCACCCAAACGCUUAACCUGUAUUUAACCUGUAUUUAAUUUUCAGAUAUUCGGUUCCUCGGGGAACUAAAAAGCUAUAUCAAACUACAGUUAGAUGUGUCAAAAUAUGUAAUAAAGAUAUCAAUCCUUUUUCAGUGAACAAUUAUAAUUGAUGGCCUUUAAGCUGUAAACAUUUAGAAACAGUAUACUCGCGUAAUUCUAAGCUGUUAUACUGCCAAUAAAGACUCUAACCUCA
Anguilla rostrata (American eel) is the source of this 4201-nucleotide messenger RNA. RefSeq names its product netrin 4 (gene ntn4). The record is from RefSeq and is a predicted model, not a curated record. The transcript has 10 exons. Gene Ontology annotation, molecular function: protein binding. Gene Ontology annotation, biological process: tissue development; cell migration; basement membrane assembly. Gene Ontology annotation, cellular component: laminin trimer. Lineage: Eukaryota; Metazoa; Chordata; Actinopteri; Anguilliformes; Anguillidae. Bases 565 to 2493 code for a protein of 642 amino acids.